This is a messenger RNA of Mucor mucedo, 447 nucleotides long. RefSeq lists its product as uncharacterized. Bases 1 to 447 code for a protein of 148 amino acids. The record is from RefSeq and is a predicted model, not a curated record. Lineage: Eukaryota; Fungi; Mucoromycota; Mucoromycetes; Mucorales; Mucoraceae. The transcript has 3 exons.
AUGACCGCCAUCGCGGCGAUUGCGGUCAAAAAUUCAUCGCAUUUUUGCUGGUUAUUAUUUGAUCAAAAAUUGACCGCGAUAGAAAUUUUGCGGUGGUCUAAGAUUACACAGUUAUGCAAUCUUUAUUUUUUACUUGCGCAGUUUGGGAUAUUUUCUUUGUUGUGCAAUUUUUUUUCGACCAGUGCGCAAUUUACUUCCAGGAAUGGUGUAAAUCUGAAUACAGUCAACACAACUCCAAAGGACGGGUCCGAAAACCAAGGAAAACGCAAUUUGGUUUCUGAGUUGACGCAAAUUGACCAAUUAAACUUACGCAAAUUGGUAUUUAAAAAGACGCAAAUUGGUGCCGUGAGCGCUGUAUGUGAGGGAUCGCCAUUGUUUGUAUAUACAAAUCUCGAUUUGGCAUUGCAAAGAGACGUCAAGCUAAUCGUUUCCAUAAUUAUUGAUUAA